CUCGCUAUGAGCAGACACCUACUGCUUACAUUAUAGAAUGCAAAUAUACAAAAACCAUACAAACAUAUUCAACGUUUAUUAUCAUGCAAGUGUCAUCUUAUUGGCCUAAGACCCUGUCUAGAUAAAGUGACCAUGUACGAGUGAGUUAUACCUACUUGAUUGUUACUUACUUAUUUCUGUUGAUAUAUUGGGUCCGAUGCGGAAGUGAAUUAUUUAUUUUCAUUUAUUUAUUCUGUUGCUGAUCAAAAUGCGUAUAUUUCUAUUACUGGGCGCACUCCUCGUAGGAUGCGCACGCGCAGACUCUGACGUGCAGUACGUGAAGGGCGUAAAAGGUGGCUACGGCAGCCGUUACCAGUACAAAGGCGACACAAACUAUUUAAGAUUUUACAACAAUACACAAGUGAAUACCACAAGACACGACCCGGCGGAAGACGUCGGCGUUUGCUAUGUUGAAGUUCCAACAAUAAACUUAGUGUCUGAUCCCUCUCAUGUACCAGCUGGAAAUGGGUCUCGGCCAGAACUCAGUCGAAUUAGAACCUGUUGUAAAGGCUACAUCAGGAAUGCACACAACUAUAUGCUAUGCGAGCCGGUGUGCACAAAUGAAUGCGUCAAUGCACUGUGCGUAGCGCCAGACACCUGCAAAUGUUUCCCUGACCAUGUAAAGAACUUGGCUGGAGUCUGUGUAGCCACCUGUCCAAUUGGUUGUCAAAACGGCCAUUGUGCUGGAGGAGAGUGCAUCUGCAAUGAUGGCUUCAAAUUAGAUCCUGACAGCAAAUUUUGCAUACCUAGUUGUAGAGAAAACUGUGGUGGAUUAGGCAACUGUACAGCACCAAAUACCUGCGAGUGUAAAACCGGCUACAAGUCUACACAUGAAGGCUCUUGCCGAGCUGUCUGCGAUCGCUGUGAAAACGGCGAUUGUGUAGCUCCGAAUGACUGCCGUUGCCGAUCUGGAUACGCCAAAGACCAACAAGGCAAAUGUGUUCCUCAAUGCAAUCCGGCCUGUAGUUCUGGAAGCUGUGUUGCGCCUAAUACCUGCUCGCGCCGUUCAAACACUGACGAUGAUUCACACCUUCACGUUACGCCUAUUAGGGUCAGGCCCUUAUAUCCUCUAAAUCAAAUCCAAAAUGGCUCAGCCCCAUAUCCAUAUAAUCAAACUGACAACCACCAAUAUCAUCAGGGCCAAUACUCCCAAACAGACUAUGGAAGAGGGGAUGUAGAAACAUAUAAUUCCAGAUAUCCAACUAACCAAAGACCAGGUCAAUACUCUGAUUACCAACACAGUACAAUACAACAAUCUUCAAAUGAUUCUCAAUAUUAUUCCAACCAUGGUACAUUUUAUAGUUCACAGUAUCCAUCACAAGGCCCUAAUUCUCUUACCACAUAUGGCAGGUACAACAAUUCAGAUAGUCAAGCAGUCAAUGGAAGUAACGAAUUUCAAUAUUCUUCAAACCAAUACUCUAAUCCGAAUAACCAAUUUCCCAACAGCCAGAAUCCCAACAAUCAGUACCCCAAUAAUCAGUAUCCCAACAGCCAGAAUCCCAACAAUCAGUAUCCCAAUAAUCAGUAUCCCAACUAUCAAUACCCCAACAACCAGUAUCCCAAUAACCAAUAUCCCAACAAUCAAUACCCGAAUAACGAAUACCCAAAUAAUCGGUAUCCAAACAACCAAUACCCAAAUAGCCAACACUCAAAUAACCCAAAUCCAAACCAACAAAGACACACUUAUCCAGCAUCGUCUCCGAGAUACGGGUCAAAUCAUCCGUCAAAUCAGGAUACAACCACUGAACAAUACCCCCAAAGCGUGUCAGAAGGAUACAAUCCGGAUAGACAACGCCCUUCUAACAAUUCCUCCCAUCCCAACCAAAGAUCUGAUAAUCCGCAGCAUCCAGACAAUCGUCCUUCACAAGGUAGACCAUAUUAUCCAAAUUCUAACCAAGGACCCUAUCCAGGAUAUGGUUACCCUGAAGAAUCUUACAGUCCCUCUAAUCCAACGCGUGACCGUAAUAACCGUCCAUUUAAUUCCUUCAACCAAGUGGGGUCUGAUCACAACCGAGCCCGGAACGGCUCCCAGGAUGUAAACCAUGGAUCGUUCCAUCAAUCGAACCAAUAUGAAGAUCAACAGAAUGCUGAAUACGUGCCAGUAUGCUCAAGACCUUGUAUCAACAGCCACUGCGUAGAAGGAAAUGAAUGUAGAUGCAACCCUGGAUACAUUCCAGAUAGAAGUGAUCCUAGCAGGUGCUUGCCAAACUGUCCAGGUGGAUGUCCCAAUGGUGUCUGCUCGGCUCCACAUCUGUGCCUCUGCAAAGUUGGCUACUACAAAGACACCAGCGUGAAAGGCCGACAAAUCUGUAUUAAACAAAUCAGAUGAACUGUUUUUUUUUUCAUCUUUAAAUGUACUGAGUAUUUGAUUAAGUCAUAUUUUAUUUCAAUACCACUACAUACGUACAUACAUAUCUGUCUGUCGGUUUAAAUAUCACUGAUGUUCCUAAUUAUAACUUCAAAUACAAUAGAAUAUAAUAUUAUGUCUUAUUAACCACUGAAUUACGUCAGUCAUCGAUGAUUCAAAAUGUUCUUAAUAUAAAAUCCAUUAUUUCAUACAAAACCAUUUUGUUAUCGCAUUAAAAAUUAAUUAACUUAUUAAUUUAAAGUUACAUUAAAUUCUUAAAUUUAUUUAAAACACUGUUUAAACAAAACUCUGUUUAAUUGGUUAAACAUUGUUUAGUCAUAAUAACUUGAAAUUUUAUGCAUCAAAAUCUAUAGAGUCUUAUAAUAAUAUUUAUUACUUUAAACAAGUUUAUUUUUUAAUAGGACAGACUUUAUUUUGUUUAUACAAAAACACAUUAAACAUUUAUUUAUAAUUACCUGAUUAUGACAAAUUUAACUAUUUUGUGAUAAGACAAAUAUAUACUUAGUUUAUGAAUAUAAUAUUUUUUUAUAAUACAUUAUAAUAAAAGAAUUUAAAUUUAA
Molecule: messenger RNA, 2967 nt
Organism: Galleria mellonella (greater wax moth)
Lineage: Eukaryota; Metazoa; Arthropoda; Insecta; Lepidoptera; Pyralidae
Gene: NimB
Exons: 8
Coding region: 248-2368 (706 amino acids)
Source: RefSeq, a predicted model, not a curated record